UUCUUCUCAUAUGCCUUUUGCUAAAACACCUACGAUUCAUAUCAACCGACAAACUUUCAACGAAAUGGACUUUAUCAUAACAGAUACAGAUACUUCUGUAGCAAACGCUAUAAGAAGAGUAGCUAUUGCACAAGUUCCUACUAUGGCUAUAGACUUGAUACAUAUGCAAGUCAAUACUUCUUCCUUACACGAUGAGUUGUUAGCCCAUCGACUGGGUUUGAUACCUUUAACAAGUCAUAGAGUGGAUGAGUUUGAAUAUACUCGAGAUUGUCCUUAUUGUAGUGACCACUGUUUACACUGUUCGGUUACUUUUGAAUUGGACGUACAAUGUACAGAAGAAGCUAUGACAGUGACUUCUCAAGACUUGGUGAAUAAGAGUGCCCAUGAGAGUCAACUUGCUGCUAGUGUUCAACCUGUUCACUUUUCAGGUGAAUACAAUCCAACUCUAUCGGAAGAAAAUGGAUUGAAUGGUAUUGUUUUGGCAAAGUUGGCAAAAGGACAACGAAUUCAAUUGACAGCCAUAGCUAAGAAAGGAGUGGGUAAGGAACAUGCCAAAUGGUCUCCUGUUUGUACUAUUUCUUAUCAAACAGACCCAUCAGUGCAGUUCAAUUUGAAUAAGCUGAAUACUUUGCUUUCUGAGGAAGCCAAAAGAGCGUUGGUGAAAUCAAGUGACGAGUGUUUGGCCAUCGAUCCCAAAAGCAAUCAACUGAUAUAUGAGACAGCUUUUACUUUGGGAAGAAUUUCUUUACCUUUGGAUUGUGUAAAGAAGAUGACUCUUACUUGAAUAUAAUCAUGAUCCCCAUAGGUUUUAUUUUU
Galdieria sulphuraria is the source of this 816-nucleotide messenger RNA. Its product is annotated as DNA-directed RNA polymerase II subunit C. The transcript is spliced from 2 exons. Gene Ontology annotation, cellular component: RNA polymerase II, core complex. NCBI's taxonomy places the organism in Eukaryota, Rhodophyta, Bangiophyceae, Galdieriales, Galdieriaceae. Gene Ontology annotation, biological process: DNA-templated transcription. The record is from RefSeq and is a predicted model, not a curated record. The coding region runs from base 11 to 784 and encodes 257 amino acids. Gene Ontology annotation, molecular function: DNA-directed RNA polymerase activity; protein dimerization activity.